Molecule: messenger RNA, 6081 nt
Organism: Xiphophorus couchianus (Monterrey platyfish)
Lineage: Eukaryota; Metazoa; Chordata; Actinopteri; Cyprinodontiformes; Poeciliidae
Gene: rfx4
Product: regulatory factor X, 4
Exons: 19
Coding region: 1650-3860 (736 amino acids)
Biological process (GO): regulation of transcription by RNA polymerase II
Molecular function (GO): RNA polymerase II cis-regulatory region sequence-specific DNA binding; DNA-binding transcription factor activity, RNA polymerase II-specific
Source: RefSeq, a predicted model, not a curated record
CUUAAAUUAUAACAUUUCUAAUCUAAUUUAAAUGUUUCUAUAUUUUCUAAAAGUAACUGACUGACUUCUCAUGAAAUCCUCUCAUUUUUUUUUUUUUUUUUGGGGGGGGGUUAUCUGUUUACAAUCGGAGACGAUCACAGCGCCUCAGCCAGAGCUGACAUCUCUCAUUUUGGAGGCCACGUGACGAGCAGACAGCUGGACUCGGGUCGCCGCGGCGCUCGCUGACAUCACUCGGACAUUGAGCGCCAGCGCCCAAGUCGUGUCGAUGUCAGCGGGGAGAGAAAGCUGCUUUGAGUCGUAUGGUUUCCUCUUUAAACUGUAGCCACCAACAACGUCGCUUGCAGCGUAACCACACCCCCCACUUGCAUGCACACACGCACGCCCACCCCCAUACACACACACACGCACACACACACACACACCCCCAUACACACGCGUGCGCGGCUCAACUGGGGCCUUUUUUUAACGCCACAAAAGCAAGGAUGUAUGCGUUUGUAAGUGAGAGUGUGAUAAUAAUAAGAGGCUGCACAUGUUCUUCUCCACGAGGUUGUAACGAGGAAAUAAAAAUAUACAUAUUUUAAUGAUUGAAAUGAAUCAGAUCUUGUUUGCUUUGCACCUGUUCCUGUCUGAGAGCGACGCAGAGCGAGAGUCUGGGGGUGCAGCCGCGCCUUCUCGCCCUGCCGUGCAUCAGGUGUCUGCAGCAACAUGGAGUAUCAGCCUGCGAGCCGAGAAAGAGAAAGUCCUCCUUCGCCUACCGUGGUGUGCUCUCAGGCACUCCAUCAGAGCCCUCCCAGCCUCGGGCUUUGCACUUUUACUUCCACCCCCCCGUCUUCUUUUGUGGCCGUUCCCUCUUCUCAGAGGCACACCAAAAGAGAAAAUAAGGCGAAAGAAUGAGCAAAAAAAAAAAAGAAUGACGAAGACUUUAACUUUGAACAUGCCUCUGUAAAGUUUCAAAAUGUUUGGAAGGAGAGGAACAUCGAGAAGCAGCUUUACUGAAGGAGCAACUCAAGUGAGGCAACAGCUGGCUGUGGGAUGUGUUCAUAGAGGAGAGAAGAGAUAAAAAAAAAAACUGUAAAGUUGAGUAGUGAGUUCAUUUGGACCUUCUGGGUGUAUAAAAUGUAUGAAAUGCCAUAACUGAGAGCGGGGAGGCCACAGUGUUAGGAUGUAGAUCUAAGCCUCUUUUUUUCUGGUUUGGAGGGAGCUUUUCUUAUUCAAAACAGCCCCACAAAAGACUUCCAGUGAGCUCUGCCACAUCCCCAUCUGACUUGGGGCCAUUCAUCAGCCUUCCAAGCCUAUCAAUGACAUGUCCCCAUCAGGGCUCCUAUAAAAUCAGCCCCUUUCCCAUGAAACAUCAGCAAACAUUUUGACGGGUCUGGCUUUCCCCCCGCUGGAUUUCUGGAGUCUCCUGCUCCCUUCUUUGCACCCACCGCCCCCCUCCAUCCCCUCUCUCUUUCUCCCUCCCUCUCUCUCUCCCUCCUCCACCAACACCGCCCUUCUCCGGGCGAACCCCAGAGCCUCAACAUCUCCCGUGACGGGCAGUGGUCAGGGAGCCUUAGGACGAGCCGAGAGGAGAUCAUCGGAGGAGGGGGACAGAGAGCGUGCACUGAGCCAUUUUACUCGGAGGAGCCGGCGUCGUUGAUGGGAAGAGGAUGCACUGCGGGCUGCUGGAGGAGCCGGACAUGGAUUCCACAGAGAGCUGGAUCGAAAGGUGCCUCAAUGAGAGUGAGAGCAAGCGAUACUCCAGUCACACGUCUCUGGGGAACAUGUCCAACGACGAACAUGAGGAAAAGGAGAAUAACAGAGCGACUAAACCACAUUCAACACCAGCUACUCUGGAAUGGUUAGAGGAAAACUACGAAAUAGCAGAAGGUGUGUGCAUCCCCAGGAGUGCGCUCUACAUGCACUACCUUGACUUCAGCGAGAAGCACGACACGCAACCUGUGAACGCAGCGAGCUUUGGAAAGAUUAUAAGGCAGCAGUUCCCAGCACUGACAACCAGAAGACUGGGGACAAGAGGACAGUCCAAGUACCACUACUACGGGAUUGCUGUGAAGGAGACGUCCCCGUACUACGAUGUGAUGUACUCCAAAAAGGGGGCGGCGUGGGUGAACGAGACGGGGAAGAAAGAGGUCACGAAGCAGACAGUGGCGUAUUCACCGCGCUCCAAGCUGGGGACGCUCCUGCCAGAGUUUCCAAAUGUCAAAGACCUAAAUUUGCCUGCCAGCCUGCCAGAGGAGAGGGUGUCAACGUUCAUCAUGAUGUACAGAACUCACUGUCAGAGGAUACUGGACACGGUUAUCAGAGCCAAUUUUGACGAGGUCCAAAGUUUCCUGCUGCACUUCUGGCAGGGCAUGCCGCCCCACAUGCUCCCUGUCCUCGGCUCCCCCACUGUGGUCAACAUCGUCGGUGUUUGUGACUCCAUCCUCUACAAAGCCAUCUCCGGGGUGCUGAUGCCCACCGUCCUGCAAGCACUACCUGACAGCUUGACUCAGGUUAUUCGGAAAUUUGCCAAACAGCUUGAUGAGUGGCUUAAAAUAGCACUUCAUGACCUUCCUGAAAACCUGAGGAACAUCAAAUUUGAACUGUCGAGGAGAUUCUCCCAGAUUUUGAAGCGGCAAACGUCAUUAAACCAUCUCUGUCAGGCAUCUCGGACCGUGAUAAACAGUGCCGACAUCACCUUCCAAAUGCUGGAGGACUGGAGGAACGUGGACCUGAACAGCAUCACCAAGCAGACACUUUACACCAUGGAGGACUCGCAGGAGGAGCACAGGCAGCUUAUUAUGCACUUGUAUCAGGAAUUUGACCGCCUGUUGGAAGAGCAGUCUCCAAUUGAGGCCUACAUCGAAUGGCUGGACUCCAUGGUGGACCGCUGUGUCGUCAAGGUGGCGGGGAAGAGGCCCGGCUCGCUGAAGAAGGUGGCCCAACAGUUCCUGCUGAUGUGGUCGUGUUUUGGUACCAGAGUCAUCCGGGAUAUGACCCUGCACAGCGCGCCCAGCUUUGGGUCCUUCCACCUGAUCCACCUCAUGUUUGAUGAUUACGUUCUCUACCUGCUGGAGUCGCUGCACUUCCAGGAGAGGGCCAACGACCUGAUGAGGGCCAUGAAAGGAGAGGGGAGCACAGCAGAGCAAGAGGAAGAAUUCACGCUGACAGAAACCAGCCCCACCUCCCCAUCUCCGGGGUCCUACUCUCCCGCCCGCUCCGUCCAAUCGGUGGACGUCUCGUCGGCCAGCUCCCCCACUGCCGCCCUGUCCCCAGAGUACACAGGGGUCACCGCUUCCACAGGCGCUGUUCAGUCAUAUACCUGGUCCCUUACAUACACAGUGACCACAGCGGGCGGCUCCGCUCCGGAGGCUGGGCAGCAGCUGUCCUGCAUGAGGAGCAGCGCUCCCGUCCCACCGCCGUCCUCCGCCCACAGGAUGCCGGUGUACGCCCACAGGGAGGAGCACGGAUACAGCGGUAGCUACAACUAUGGCAGCUACACCAACCAGCACCCCCACUCCAUCCAGAGCCAGUACCCGAGCCUGGCUCACGAGCCGGCCAUCCCUGCCCCACUUCACUACUCCGCCUACCACCGCUCCUCUGCACAGUACCAGCUCAACAGCCAGAUGCCCCGAAUGGAGCCGUGCCUGAUGGGCAGCACUCCUCGGUUGCACCCUGCACCCAUCGCCCCCCGCUGGCCAGAUGUGUCUCCUGCUAACAGCUGUUACUCCAGCCCGCCUAUGCAUUCCUCUCGCUAUGCCACCUCUGGGGACAUGUACUCUCCUCUCGGCCCUCGCAGAAACUCAGAGUACGAACACUCUCAGCAUUUUCCAGGCUUUGCCUACAUCAACGGAGAGGCCACUACAGGCUGGGCCAAAUAGGGUUUGAUAACUCCUUACCUGAUAAACCGGCAGCUGCAGUCUCUGAACUCUCUCAAAGACAAAGAGGAAAGGGAAAGAAAUGGAGGCCGGACUGACAAGUUUGAAGAGGUGUGUUACAUCGGUCGCCCUGAUGAUUGUGGUGUCACCCGACCAGAUCUCCGAUUAAUCAUUUCCUCCAUCAAACACUUGAUGGAGGAAAACAAAUCAUAUUGAUUGUCUGAACCUGCAGCAAAAUCAUAUAAAGAGUGCAAUGCUGCUGCCAAGCUGUGCCUUUGUUUUAAGGAAUGUACACCUCAGCCAGAGUUGCCCUUGCUGCUCUCAGUGCUGUGUUUGGAUACCGGUGCAGCUGCAGGUUUUCCUGCAGGCGUUGCUCAGCACUGUUGCAGCAUCUCGUCGCGAUGAGCUGCACCGCCUUAACCAUCUCCUGGGACUCCAGGUCUGUGACUCUGAGCUGACAACCAUCACGUGUUUCCAUCUCAGAUAGUUAACUUAAACACAACACAUGUAUCCUGUCGCAAGCUUUUCUGCUGUUUUUCUGUGACUAUAUAUCUAUAAAGAUAGGUAUAUAUAUAUAUAUAAGUUUUUCUGUAACUUUGUAACAUGGUGUAAUGCUAUAUUUUCUAUGUCGUCUCUGUUUUGUAUGGUUAGUAAAGGAUGCAUUAACUUAGGGUUGUGUGUUUUAUAAUGCACUCAAAGCUACGGAGGACCUAUUACCCUAUGGGUAUUUAUUAAAAAGGGAAAUAUCAAAGUGUACAGUAACAUGAAGUCACUUUUCUGUAAAUAAAAAGCACUGGAGAGCAUCUGUGGUGACAGUUAAAUUAUGUUGGAAAUAUUCCGCCCUCAUAAAUAAUUCAACAAUUCAAAACAGCGAGUCAUUUUUUUUUCUGCUGUUUUCAUGAGUUUUAUGUUGAGAAAACCCAACACAUAGCCACUUUUUGUUCAAAUAUACAUAAUAGCGUAUUUGGCCUUCACAUAGUUCUGUUCUGGCUUUGGUCACACCUAAAACAAUACCAACAAGUUUAGGAUCAGACCAGUGUACCCAAAGUAAAUAGUUACAUUUGUUAAAGGAAAAGGCCAAAAUGGUGCCCUUGUUAAAUCCAGGAAAAACUGUCUGACUGCAUUUUUUGGAAAAUUGUUUCUUUUUUUCAGUCGCCACACCUAAAGCCUGAUUGUUGCCAGAGUUGUAGAGAUAAGAAGUUACUUAAACGAAACCUGUUUGACAACAUGAAGUCACAAAUAAAAGAGAAUGUGGGACAGUCACCAACUAACCAAAAUCACUCAGAAUCCUUUGGCAACUAAACCAAGAAGGUCACAAAAGAACCCAAACAAUAUGUGAAGCAAAACUGGCUUCACUCUUCUCAGUUAAGAGCUGCGUCUAUGAUUAAACAGUAAGAAAGAGAAACUGGGCAGAAACUGCAUCCGUGUUACAGUGAUCAUACAAAAUCCUGGCGAAUGCCUUCCAAAAAACAUCUUGAUUAACCUCAGCACUUUUGGCAAAAUACUACAUUAACUGAUGAGAAAACAAUGGAUUGCUUUGUAAAGUGUGCAUCUUAUUACACCUAAUGUAAAACUAAGAUGAUUUCAGAAAAAUGUCAUCACACCAUCAGUUAAACACAGUUGUGCUGGUAUAAUUUUCUGGGACUGAUUUGUUGCUUCAGGAUCCCGGACAGCAUCAUGAUGGAACCAUGAUUUACGCCUUUAGCUAGUAAAUCUUGAAUAUGUUUGUGACCUUAAGCUCAUUAGAGUUAUGUAGCAGGACAAUCCUCCAAAGCACCAAAAAACUUUAUCUUUAAAUCAGAUUUAGAUGCUGUGGCAUCACCAGAAACUGGCCGGCCAUUAAAGAAAACCUGGUGUGAUCAAAUGUGAAACAAUCCUGCAAAGAAGAGUAGGCCAGAUUCCACUACAUCAAUAGAAAAUACUGAUCACCAGUUAUCACAAAUGCUUAUCACGUCUUGAACUGAACAAUUUUACCAACCAUUAUUCAUUCAUUUUUAAGCUGCUGCAAGAAAAAUAAACUAUUGAUUUACUCUGCAAACAAAAGACUUUGUAGUUACUAGAUACUUUGCAAAUCCUGUUAUUAAAGAAACGAAGAAGCCAGGUUCCAAUGUGUCCUUGAUACUUUGUCAUUAAAUACUAAAAACUGUUUUCUGUCGGUGAAAAAACUGUUUGACCACCUAUGAACUCUGAAAAUUACAGAUUAUAAACUAUAAGACCAAUCUCA